UUGCCGUAGACAACUUCUUGGCAUUUAGCGGCAGACAGGGCUACCCCAGGAGGAAGGUGGGGAAAGGGGGCCCGUGGGGGUAAUUCACCAUCCAAAGACCUCUGUCUGUCUGUCUGUCUAGAUGGGCCCCCGCGCGGCCCCCGGUCGCCCGGGCAGCGGAGGCAGCGGCGGCGGCGGAAGAGCUCGCACCCCGGCCCCGGCGGGCCCCAGCAGAGAAGCCCGAACAGGUCCCAGGAAGGUGGCGUCAGCAUCUGCAGCCGCGUCGACGUUGUCUGAGCCUCCGCGGAGGACCCUGGAGAGUCGGACAAGGGCCAGGGCCCCGGGCCUCCCCACGCUCCCUAUGGAAAAGCCAGCUGCCUCAACAGAACCCCAAGGGUCUCGACCCACCUUGGGCCGUGAAAGUGUCCAGGUGCCCGAUGACCAGGACUUCCGCAGUUUCCGGUCAGAGUGUGAGGCCGAGGUGGGCUGGAACCUGACCUACAGCAAGGCCGGCGUGUCUGUGUGGGUACAGGCUGUGGAGAUGGAUCGAACUCUUCACAAGAUCAAGUGCCGGAUGGAAUGCUGUGACGUGCCAGCUGAGACCCUCUACGAUGUCCUGCAUGACAUAGAAUACAGAAAGAAGUGGGACAGUAAUGUCAUUGAGACUUUCGACAUCGCUCGAUUGACCGUCAACGCUGACGUAGGAUAUUACUCUUGGAGGUGUCCCAAGCCCCUGAAGAACCGUGAUGUCAUCACCCUCCGCUCCUGGCUCCCCAUGGGCGCUGAUUACAUCAUUAUGAACUACUCAGUGAAACACCCUAAAUACCCACCCCGGAAAGACUUGGUCAGAGCUGUGUCCAUCCAGACGGGCUACCUCAUCCAGAGUACGGGGCCCAAGAGCUGCGUCAUCACCUACCUGGCCCAAGUGGACCCCAAAGGCUCCUUACCCAAGUGGGUGGUGAAUAAGUCAUCUCAGUUCCUGGCCCCCAAGGCCAUGAAGAAGAUGUACAAGGCCUGCAUCAAGUACCCCGAGUGGAAGCAGAAACACCAGCCUCAUUUCAAGCCAUGGCUGCACCCGGAGCAGAGCCCACUGCCCAGCCUGGCGCUGUCAGAGCUGUCUGUUCAACACGCAGACUCACUGGAGAACAUCGAUGAGAGUGCGGUGACAGAGAGCCGUGAGGAUCGAGCAGGCGGGGCCGGAGGAGAGGGCAGCGACGACGACACCUCGCUCACCUGAGUACCGCCUCUCUGCAAGGACCAAGACCAGACUGGGGUGGAACCCUGGGGCACUGAGCCUUCUGCACUUCCUCCCUUCCCCCACCUGCCUUCUGGGGGCACUGGGCUCCUGCUCAGGUGGCUGUGGCAUGGCUGGACAUGGCCCCAAUAAAUGAACCACACAGCCCCA
Messenger RNA from Mastomys coucha (southern multimammate mouse), 1384 nucleotides. It is a transcript of the gene Stard10, whose product is annotated as StAR related lipid transfer domain containing 10. The record is from RefSeq and is a predicted model, not a curated record. The transcript has 8 exons. Lineage: Eukaryota; Metazoa; Chordata; Mammalia; Rodentia; Muridae. The coding region runs from base 122 to 1216 and encodes 364 amino acids. Gene Ontology annotation, molecular function: lipid binding.